UGCUCAGCUCUAUUUAUACACACAGUACUGUUGCUUCUCCUUGAAUGUGGCCAAGUAGUUAGAUCUUUCACUUCUUUGUUGCUGCUUCACCUCUGGUCCUGACAAUGGCUUUCAAAGCUGUGUGUCUUAUGGUGGUUGCUUUUGUUUUAGUUACUGCAAAGGCUUCAUACAUGAAUGAAGACUUCAAGGAGAAGGCUGUUUAUUCCAAAUCUGUGGUGCCUGCAUCAACUCCUGCUCCUCCAGAGGUCAAGUCACCGACCCCCGCCCCGCCAGUGGUCACUCCUUCCACACCAUUGUACAAGCCACCAACUCCCGCGCCACCAGUUAAGACACCACCUCCAGCACCGCCAGUCAACCCCCCCACACCUGUGAAGCCACCCACUACUCCCGCCCCACCGGUCUACAAGCCACCAUCUCCAGCACCGCCAGUCAACCCCCCCACACCUGUGAAGCCACCCACUACUCCUGCCCCACCGGUCUACAAGCCACCAUCUCCAGCACCCACACCUGUGCCUCCCGUGAAGCCACCCACUACUGGACCAAUGCCGCCGCCAGUUAGGACAAGAUCGGAUUGCACCCCUCUAUGUGGGCAGAGGUGUAAGUUACAUUCAAGGAAAAGACUCUGUGUUAGAGCUUGCAUGACUUGCUGUGACCGAUGCAAAUGCGUGCCGCCGGGGACUUACGGUAACAGGGAGAAAUGUGGCAAGUGCUAUACUGACAUGACCACCCGCCGCAACAAGCCCAAGUGCCCUUGAAUUUUUUAAAAAUCUCGACUGUGAUAUAUGUUAUUGCUAUUAUGUUAUACUAUAUAGUUUAAGAAUAAACUUUUCUCAUAUUUUAAUUGCUCUCGAGCAGCUGUAAUUUGGCAGUCAGUGCCAUGCAAACCCUCGAUCGGUCUACGGUGUCUGUUGCUUUCACUUGUACUGAUUGCGUAUAUUAAAUAUAAUGUUAUUUCGGUUGUUGCUGAUAA
Molecule: messenger RNA, 970 nt
Organism: Populus nigra (black poplar)
Lineage: Eukaryota; Viridiplantae; Streptophyta; Magnoliopsida; Malpighiales; Salicaceae
Product: gibberellin-regulated protein 14-like
Exons: 4
Coding region: 105-755 (216 amino acids)
Source: RefSeq, a predicted model, not a curated record